AUGAUUCACAUUUCGAUUCCAACGACGCAAACGUUAGUUGAAACAGAUGGCAGCCGUACGUAUGAUGCAUUUGAUAUAUACGUCAAUGGUGCUUAUCAUGCAAGCAUACGAUAUUCUCAUUUAUUGAAGCUUCAUGAGAAGUUACGUGGCCAUUUUGGACCGAAAUUAAAAACACCUGAUUUUCCAUCAAAAAAAUUAUUCCGAAUAUUGGAUCAGAAAACACUGGAAGAAAGGAGACUAGCGUUAGCGCGUUAUUUUCAAACGAUAAUUCAGCUUCAGUCAAUCGCUCAACACUUCAUAACUGAAAACGCUUUUCUUAAUUUUCAAAUCGAAUCAUUUCGACCAUCAUCAAGUAACGUCUCGGUUGAUAUUUUCAUGGCAGACGGUACCAAGGAAACCGUUCGUUGCAACGUCGAACAUCCUACUGAAAUUAUUUUAAAGCGAUUUGCUGAUAUUAUUGGUUUGGGUAUUGAAAACAUUGGAAAUUUUGGUUUAUUUGUGGCUAAACGACGGCAUGCUAGUGAUGAUGGUCACUUUAUGUCUUCUCUUGGUUCGAUGAAAUAUCCGGAUACACUCUCUGUGCGAUUAUUGCGAAAUUUCGAAUCACCUUAUUUAUCAAUUCAUUUAUUGAAUCAGAAAUCGGCAGCAACAGGAGUGUUUUAUUACAUUGUUAUUAGAAAAUUAGUCUGGGAUCCAAAAGUUGAGGAAGAGCUUAUGGAUGAUCCCGGAGCUGUUUUAUUAUUGUACAAGCAGGCCGCAAGCGAUCUAUAUAAUGGUCAUUUUAUACCCCGUCAAACAGAAAUCAAAAAUCGUCUUUUAGCUUUGGAAGAGCAGGGCAAUUGUACUCAGUUUCUACGUUUGUGUCAUUUGGAGCCAAACUAUAGUUAUGAAGUUUUGGAGCCCUGCUCAAGUAAUUAUCCACGACCAGGAACGGAAUGCAAUUUAAAAGUUGGUCGACGUCAUAUUCUUUUGGAAUUCGAAGAUGAGGGAGCGAAGGAUGGUAUUAUGCGUGCAGAAUUUCGAGCAACAAGAAUUCGUGUUUGGCGCAUUUCUCAGCAAGAUAAUGGCUUUACAUUCUUUUUUGAAUAUCUAAUAUCAAAAGGGGUAUUUCACUGGAUUGCUUUAUAUACCAAUCAGGCCAUUUUGCUUUCUUUACUGCUUCAGUCAAUUGGUUUUGAAAUUCUCAAAGAACAUCGAUCCUUAAUGACCACACUUGGUGGCCGUGACUAUGAUUAUCCAACAAAAGAUGUAUUCAAAAUUUAUUCUUCACAAGAAGAUGGUUUGGUAGGAUCUCCCGUUAUUUCGAGAACUGUCCAAUAUUCAAUGCCAAUGAAGAAUAGUGAAUGGAAGAAUUCGGUAGAGUCGAGAGCGGUCGAAGAAACCAUUUCAAAUCGUGCUCCAUUAGCUAAUGCUCGAAGUGACAAUGGCAGCAUUGGUUCGGUCGAUAUAAACCAUCAUUACGGCACUACCAGUCAUAAACAAAAUUCAGAGUCGAUUGGCAGAGAUUCUGAUGAGUCUAUGCGAGAUGCCUUUACCACAAUUUCGAAGGCAUUACCUUUAAAAAAUGAAGGAUUUGAAAUUACGGACGAUGACUUAUAA
Molecule: messenger RNA, 1599 nt
Organism: Cercopithifilaria johnstoni
Lineage: Eukaryota; Metazoa; Nematoda; Chromadorea; Rhabditida; Onchocercidae
Source: the annotation of a GenBank genome assembly